Molecule: messenger RNA, 1365 nt
Organism: Fusarium venenatum
Lineage: Eukaryota; Fungi; Ascomycota; Sordariomycetes; Hypocreales; Nectriaceae
Biological process (GO): regulation of DNA-templated transcription
Molecular function (GO): DNA-binding transcription factor activity, RNA polymerase II-specific; zinc ion binding
Source: RefSeq, a predicted model, not a curated record
AUGGAUUCAUUCAGCCCAUUGACUGCCCGCAAGAUGGACAGAGCAGCUGCUUCAAGACAAAAGAGCUGCAAUGCCUGCGUGAGAGGGAAGCGCAAGUGCGACAAGAAGACGCCCCGGUGCACCCGUUGUGCGGCAAAAGGCCUCGACUGCGUUUAUCAGAGGUUGCCGCCAGGUACAAGCUUCCACGACGACGAUAUAUGCAUCGCGGACUCCUUGAACGACGUCCCUGACUUUGAUAUGGGCUUUGAUAUAAACAACUUAGGAGGAACAGCAACACAUUCUAGCGCCAGCAACACCUCACCAGACAGCCUUGAUAGAGUCACCACCACCUCGACGAUAGAUCUCGACUCUCCCCUUGACUUCUCCAUCAUAGACCAUCUCAUGGCCAACGACACAUCUGUUGGUUCUGAGCUAUGGAGUCUGGGUGACUAUGGCAUCAGCAGCAACAACAAACUGGGCAUACCUUCCAUACCAUCUAUGCCCACAACACAGGUCGUCAUUCGUGAUCUAGCUAUUUUUGAAAGCAUAGAACCCUGCAUGUCAGAUUUUAACCCCCUGGAUGUGUAUGAUCCUCGCUCUCGCGUCGGAUACACCGUCGAUGCCAUUACCAAUCUAUACCGCGACUUUGCAAAGACCCGUCGUCUCCCCUUUAUCCAUCCUCGUCUCUACGGCUCCAACCUCCCAAAAACACUAAUGGCAGCCUUCUCAGUGGCAUCCGCGUACUCUGCACGCACGCCAGAGAACAAGGGAUGGGUUUUCAAGCUCAUCGCUGACAUGGCCAAGGACAUCCACCGCGAGGGCGAGGGCGCUUCAACGCCGGCGGAGAAGUUGGCUAGGGUACAGGCCAUGGUUGUGUUGGACUCCAUACGUAUGUUUGACGGCGACGUGACGAUGAGGGCAACGAGUGAACGUGAGAUGUCACAGUUUAUGGCAUGGAUGUUUGCGCUUAAGGAGCUCGAGGAAGAGCUGAAAAUCGGGGACGAGCCAGCUGCUACCAUAUUGAAGGAGUCGCCACCAGAAAGCUGGGAGGCUUGGUUACUCGCCGAAAGUAUACGCCGAACUAUCGUCAUGGCAUUUGCUUUCGUAUGCAUGGUCAGUAUACUCAAAUCCAAUGAGCCACCUUGUGAAAUCAUGGCACCGAACUUUCAAUUCACAGCCUCGAAAUACCUAUGGGAGGCCGACUCUUCCAUGGCUUUCUUCCGUGCGUGGCAAACAAAGCCACAGUACCCGGUGCGGAACCUUGACUUUAAGGGUAUCUGGAUGCAUGCGCAGCCAGAGGAUGUCGAUGAGUUUACAAAACUAAUGCUAACUGCCCAAAUGGGCCCCGAAGCUAUUGACCACUUCAUGGUUGGCCGUGUGUACUAA